AUGGUCACCAAAAUCUGCUCCAAAUCCGACUUCCACGCUCUAAUCCUCGUCAGCGGCGCUUUUGCGAAGCACGAAGUCAGAUCCAUUUUCGCCAAACUCAUGGCCGCCGUCUCCUACUCUCCUUCCGUCGAUUUCAUUCAGCGACACCAGAAGGUGGAGAAGAAAAAAAGGGAGUGGGUCGGUGGGACAGAGGUCGUUCAAGGCAAGGAAGAAGAAGAAGCCACCGUUGGAGAGGUAGCGUCGCGUGGAAAUCUGAUUUGCGAUUUGGGAAUCUGCUGA
Messenger RNA from Linum tenue, 279 nucleotides. Lineage: Eukaryota; Viridiplantae; Streptophyta; Magnoliopsida; Malpighiales; Linaceae. The record is from the annotation of a GenBank genome assembly.